Molecule: messenger RNA, 1606 nt
Organism: Dunckerocampus dactyliophorus (ringed pipefish)
Lineage: Eukaryota; Metazoa; Chordata; Actinopteri; Syngnathiformes; Syngnathidae
Gene: bckdhb
Product: branched chain keto acid dehydrogenase E1 subunit beta
Exons: 11
Coding region: 22-1200 (392 amino acids)
Biological process (GO): response to nutrient; branched-chain amino acid catabolic process
Molecular function (GO): catalytic activity
Source: RefSeq, a predicted model, not a curated record
ACUGAAGCAGUCACAACAGUAAUGGCGGCGGCUGCGCGGCUUUUCGUACGAGGCGCACACUCGAAACUUUGUUUCUCCGGCGUAGCAACGGGACUACGGUGUUCUUUUGGGGCCACCUUGCUGAAACGGGCACCGAGUGGUAACUCCUGUACCAAAACACACCGUAGACAUGCAGCACACUUUACCUUCCUGCCUGACCCCGAAACAGCACAGUAUGGUCCAACCGAAAAGAUGAAUUUGUUCCAAUCAAUUACAAGUGCAUUGGACAACACCCUUUCCAGUGACCCCACAGCAGUCAUUUUUGGGGAAGACGUGGCCUUCGGUGGAGUAUUUCGAUGCACAGUGGGUCUAAGAGACAAAUAUGGUAAGGACCGAGUCUUCAAUACUCCUCUUUGUGAGCAGGGGAUUGUGGGAUUUGGUAUUGGUGUAGCUGUUGCAGGAUCCACAGCUAUUGCUGAGAUUCAGUUUGCAGACUACAUAUAUCCUGCGUUUGACCAGAUAGUCAAUGAAGCUGCCAAGUACCGGUACCGCUCUGGCAACUUGUUUGAAUGUGGAAACCUCACCAUUCGAGCUCCCUGGGGGUGUGUUGGACAUGGAUCCCUCUACCACUCACAGUGCCCUGAGGCCUUCUUUGCCCACUGCCCUGGGAUUAAGGUUGUAGUCCCUCGUAGCCCAGUGCAGGCCAAGGGACUGCUCCUCUCUUGCAUUGCUGAUAAGAACCCAUGCAUUUUCUUUGAGCCUAAGAUCCUUUACAGAGCAGCAGUGGAGCAGGUUCCUACAGAGCUCUACACUAUACCGCUUUCACAAGCUGAAGUUUUAGAGGAAGGAAGUGAUGUCACUUUGCUUGCCUGGGGGACACAGGUCCAUGUGAUGAAAGAAGUAGCCAAAAUGGCUCAGGAGAAACUCGGAGUGUCCUGUGAGGUCAUCGACCUUCGUACUAUCCUGCCGUGGGAUACUGAAACCAUUUGUAAGUCUGUGGUGAAAACUGGACGUUUGCUCAUUAGCCAUGAGGCUCCAAUAACCGGAGGCUUUGCAGGUGAAAUCAGCUCUACAGUGCAGGAGGAAUGUUUCCUUAACUUGGAGGCUCCCAUUAGUAGAGUGUGUGGUUACGACACCCCCUUCCCACAUAUUUUUGAGCCCUUCUAUAUCCCAGACAAGUGGAAGUGCUUUGAAGCAAUCAGGAAGAUGAUCAACUACUAAAACUGGAGUCAGAGCCAACUCCUGAAAGCCCUAAACUGCAUGUUCUCCCAUUUUCCUCCUCAAGUAUCCAAUCAGUGGAGGGCAGCCAGGAACAGACACUUUUGUUGACCAUCCAGUAGGGAAGAAGUGUCCAGAUGAUUCCCAUUGCCCUGUGUGUCCUCCGACUAAGCAGCUAAGACUGUUACAUUACCCUUGGAUUUGUGAACCUUAUUCUCUUACAUCCUUGAAGGCAACCAUGUGAUUAAAUGAUCCUUUGUAUAAUAUGUGGUAGGAAUCGAAUUUAGAAAAUUACGUUCUAUCAUUUGUUGACUUCGGCUUGUCACUGGCUCAGUCCCUUCAUGUACACACACACACACACACCUUGUUUUAUUUGAACUGAAAUAAAAGAUUUAAAUGAACACAUACA